Maylandia zebra (zebra mbuna) is the source of this 1476-nucleotide messenger RNA. RefSeq names its product zona pellucida-like domain containing 1b (gene zpld1b). The record is from RefSeq and is a predicted model, not a curated record. NCBI's taxonomy places the organism in Eukaryota, Metazoa, Chordata, Actinopteri, Cichliformes, Cichlidae.
AUGACACGAAUGGGUUUUAUCUUCCUGCUCCUGAGUAACGCCGCGUCAGUCUCCACACAGUUUAAUGGAUACAACUGCGAUGCCAACUACCACAGCAGGUUUCCAGGUGAAAGGGACAUCAGCGUGUACUGCGGGGUUCAGACCAUCACUUUGAAGAUCAACUUCUGUCCUGUUCUCUUCUCCGGCUACACCGACGCAGAUUUGGCCCUCAACGGCCAUCACAGCGAAGCCCAGUGUCGCGGCUUCAUCAACAACAACACUUUCCCCACAGCACUUCUGUUCAGCAUCAGCCUCAGCACUUUGGAGGCCUGCGGCAACAGUCUGGUGGUCAGCACAGCCUACGGGCCCACUGCCUAUGGGAACAUGUCUCUUGUACAAAUUGGGAAUAUAUCAGGCUACAUCGACACCCCUGACCCACCAACUAUAAUCAGCUAUCUGCCUGGUUUGUUGUAUAAAUUCAGUUGCAGCUACCCGCUGGAGUACCUGGUCAAUAACUCACAGCUGGCAUCAUCCUCUGCAGCUGUGUCUGUCAAAGACAGCAACGGUACUUUUGUGAGCACGCUCAGUAUGAUCCUGUACAAUGAUUCAGCAUACAAUCAGCCUCUCUCUAUCCCCAUGGCUGGACUGGCUCUGAAAACCAGAGUAUUUGCUGCUGUGAAAGCCACAAACUUAGACAAACGGUGGAACAUUUUGAUGGACUACUGUUACACAACCCCCUCAGGGAAUCCUAAUGAUGAACUCCGCUAUGACCUUUUCUUUGGUUGCUAUAAAGAUCCCCAGACGACAGUUUUGGAGAACGGGAAGAGCCAGAUGGGCCGUUUUUCCUUUGAGGUUUUCCGUUUUGUUAAACAUAGGCACCAGAAGAUGUCGACUGUGUUUUUGCACUGCGUCACCAAGCUUUGCCGGGCCGAUGACUGCAUCAUGUUAAUGCCUAUCUGUGGGCGGCGGCGCAAAAGGGAAGAGGAGACCCCUGAUUCCAUGGCAGCAGCAUCAGGGAACGCCAUCCUCUCUGCCGGUCCAAUCAUCACCAGGAGUGAUGAAACUCCCGUCAACAACUCCCAGCUCGCCUCUGGAGAUCUCUCCCAUUCAAUGAACCCAGUGACCAGUGCUCUGAUCUCAGGUGUGGUCAUCCUGAGUGUGGUCAGUGUGUGCUUCUUCCUGCUGUUGCUCCGCUUCCUGCUGAAGUGCUCCAUUGAUGAGCUGACUACCACGCUGGAGAAUGAAGAUAGCCAGAAGGCUCGCUUCUGCUUCCCAGUGUUCCACUUCAUUGAGCAACAGAAUGAGACCAUCUCCACCUGCUAUCUGCACUGCACCACCCGACUCUGCGAGUGCACUUCCUGCAGCACCUUCAAGCAAUGCCAGAGGAAGAGGCGGAGCAUGAGGAGCACAGGGAGCACAGUGGUCCAGGAGGGCAUCGCCGAGCCAUUUCAGACGGUGCAUCUAAAAGCGAUCCUCAAAUACGCCACAGAGACAUGA